Molecule: messenger RNA, 1263 nt
Organism: Cyphellophora attinorum
Lineage: Eukaryota; Fungi; Ascomycota; Eurotiomycetes; Chaetothyriales; Cyphellophoraceae
Exons: 1
Coding region: 1-1263 (420 amino acids)
Biological process (GO): anaphase-promoting complex-dependent catabolic process
Cellular component (GO): anaphase-promoting complex
Molecular function (GO): zinc ion binding; cullin family protein binding; ubiquitin protein ligase activity
Source: RefSeq, a predicted model, not a curated record
AUGCCCCUGUUCAUGCUCUCGUUGUAUCUUCUCAACCACUUUAACAACGUGCGAACAUCACUCAUCAUCGGCACUCAUCUACUACGCGACUGUAAGCAGAAGCAGCAGCAGCAUUCAGUUGCAUUAACCCUUCCGGUCCCUUCUCUCAACCAAUACCUUCACAACUCAGACAACAAGAUGCCUUCAUUCAAUCUCCUCGACGCAGUAUACGCCACAGUCCGUGACCCAGCAGAGAUCAGAGCUUGGGAACGCAUAGCACACAACGAACGAUGGCUAGCCGAGAAUCCUCGCGCUUCCCAGGCUAUGGACAUGGUAGCUCACAAUCUCCGCCGCAAUCACAACGAGGCCUCCGCUGCUCCUUUCCCCGGUGCUAUCCUUGCUCUCGCGCCGCCCGCAGUCAUCAACACUGCUCUCGCUUACGUUUUCGCUCCUGCUCCUGCUCCUGCUCCUGCUCCUACUCCUACUCCGCCCUCGAACAUCGACGAACGCAGCUACGCUGUACGUGAGAUCAUCUGCAUGACCAGGACAGUGCCACCCAGCAUCACUGCCGCUCUCGUCUCGUUACACGAGGAUCGCAACGGGUUCCUGCGCUCAAUCCCAAUGGACGAUCCAGACACCGUAACUAUCUCCCGGGACUGCGACGUCGAGGUCUGCCCGGACUGCAGAGAUCCUUGGGAAGCACGCGCGUGGAUUGUCCAGGUUCGGUGCUGCGAGCGCGUCUUCCACGCAGUGUGUCUCGCAGACUGGAAUCAGUCCCAGGUGGACCAAGGUAUUAACAUCAACUGCCCUGCAUGUCGCGCCAGAUGGGCUCGACAAGGUCAUGAAGUCGUUACGGAUCGUGCUGAGGAUCGAGGUGAGGACGACGAGGCGGAGGCAGAAGCAGAGGAGCAGUUGGAACGGUUUCUGGUCGCAGAGCAGGAAGCCGAGUGGCGAGCAGAGCAGGAGGUCGAGCAAGAAGCACAGCAGCGAGAACAGGACGUCGAACAGGAGGCAGAGCGGGAAGCGGAGCAGGAAGUCGAGCUGGACUCAGCGCAGGAAGCGGAGCAGGAAGCGGAGCAGGUAGUCGAGCAGGAAACGGAGCAGGAAGCGGAGCAAGAAUCACAGCAGGAGGCAGAACCAGGACCAGAAUCAGAACAAGACGCGCAGCACGAGCAAGAGCAGCAAGCAGCAGGCAAAGAACGAGCGCAUUUGGAGCCAUGGGACUUCCGACAACUCAUAGCCGACGCCAAACGAUCACUGGCAGCUCAAUCAGCAGGAGUGUGA